Molecule: messenger RNA, 1565 nt
Organism: Pomacea canaliculata
Lineage: Eukaryota; Metazoa; Mollusca; Gastropoda; Architaenioglossa; Ampullariidae
Product: PIH1 domain-containing protein 2-like
Exons: 6
Coding region: 83-967 (294 amino acids)
Biological process (GO): rRNA processing; box C/D snoRNP assembly
Cellular component (GO): ribonucleoprotein complex; cytoplasm; R2TP complex
Source: RefSeq, a predicted model, not a curated record
AGCUUCCGGUGACGUAGUACGCAUACCAAGGACGCAUUCAUGCGCUGACUGCCUGAUCUAACGAUAAAAAGUACAUUGCCUAAUGGAGGCUGUCACAGCACUAAAAAACAUGGGCUUACUACCAGAGCUUGGCAGUGAUGAGGAAGGAAACAAUAAGUUGUUACAGCAGGCCCAGCAGGUGUGGAACAUGCUGGAUGACCUGGCAGACAAUGACCCCCAAGGAUACCAACGUUUUAUCCAGAAACAGACAGCAGACUACAAAGAGAUGACUGCACCACCUCAGCCAUAUAUGUGUGUCAAGACUCAUUUCCAGGCAGGGGAGGCUUUGUACGUCAACAUCAUGUCCUGGGCCAGAAUUCCAGCACCAAAGUCACAACAUGACAACAUUCCACUCUUUGCAGCUCCAGUAAUGGAUGACAAGAAAGGAGAAAGAAAAGAAAUAGCCACAGUUUCCAUAACAACAAACCCGCAAGUGCUGAAAGACUGUGCCAAGGAUAGAUCCCAGAGACCAUGGAAAGAGAGUGAAGACUCUGUUCUAACACAGCUGUCAAAGAUCACUGUAUGUGCAGAUGGUGCCAGCAAUGGGCAAAAGUUGACACCCACAGGCCUCAACACUAAUACAAAUAAGAAAGUACUCAUUGAGGAGAUAGAAGUUACUGAGAAUCUAAUCACUCCCAAGUAUGACCUGCAUAUUUCCGAAGCAUCAAAUACCUUAGUCUUGACGGUUCAUCUGCCGCAUGUGACAUCAGUGUCGCAGUGUCAACUGGAUGUUUCUCAGGAUGAUGUGAAGCUGCAAGUGUCAGACAAAAACUACCUGUCUGUUACCUUUCCUGUUGUUGUCGAUGACACUAAAGCGUUAGCUCGCUUCAGCAAGAAGUUAUCAACGCUGACCCUGCAUGUGCCAGUUGUAGCAGAAAAAAUAUCCCCUGACCACAUAUUAUUGUUGUGCCAAAAACCUUAUGCAUGAACCCAAUAUAUAAGUUACAGCAUAUAACUGUGUGAUUUUAUUUUACUGUUCGCGUGGCAAGCAUUCAGGUUGAUUCUUUUUAAGCGAUUGAUGCAGAGUGUUUUGAUGUUGAGAUGUCACAGUAAAGGCAGGCCUGAUAUGGCUGACAUUGUGAUUCACUAGGACUCUAAGGUUACAAUGACUAUUAAUAACAUGCUCUGAUAAGAAUUGUGUUCAUGGAACAAUAUUUCUAUCUGCAAAAGUUAGGCUCUGCACUAAAGAUUGUGUGUUGAGUUUCCAUAAAAAACAACAUAAUCACUUUCAGCUACAUUACCAAACAAAACUUCAUGGAUGUAUUGAGGAAUCCAUGCAAUAGCAAGGUUCUAGAGUGCAUCUGUGCUGAUGGCAUUCACUUUCUUCUUUAUGAAUAGCUACACUAAUCGGAAAGCAAAAUGAAGUCUUUGCUUACCAUAGUUACAUUUUCGUAAACAUUGUCUGUGCUGACAUUCCUGCUCCCACUUGUCAAUGAUUGCCGACAUGGUGAAGGACGGUUGAAUUUUAAAUAUCUGGUCCAGCCAUUCUUGCUCAAAGUUGUAUCAUAAACAAACAGGCAAAUAAA